Molecule: messenger RNA, 690 nt
Organism: Galdieria sulphuraria
Lineage: Eukaryota; Rhodophyta; Bangiophyceae; Galdieriales; Galdieriaceae
Product: transcription factor
Exons: 2
Coding region: 3-626 (207 amino acids)
Biological process (GO): regulation of transcription by RNA polymerase II; regulation of cell cycle
Cellular component (GO): transcription regulator complex; nucleus
Molecular function (GO): RNA polymerase II transcription regulatory region sequence-specific DNA binding; DNA-binding transcription factor activity, RNA polymerase II-specific
Source: RefSeq, a predicted model, not a curated record
CCAUGUCUCGGACUUUAACUUCAGAGAAAGACUGGUCUCAUGAUACUGAUAGACAAAGCUCCUUGGUUCAAGAAGCUGUUGAUACGGAAGGUAGAAACUGCCGUGGACUUAAGAAUAUUGCCAGGCUAGUUGGUAUUAAGAUAUCUGAAAAGGGUACCACAUGUUACAGAGAAAUAGCUGACGAAAUCAUACAAGAACUCGGUAGUGCAGAGAAGCGAACCUUGACAGACGAAAGAAGUAUCCGUCGUCGAGUCUAUGACGCUAUCAAUAUACUCUUAGCAAUGAAUUUUAUAAAAAAGGAGUGCCGCUCUAUUCAAUGGCGUGGACCACGUCUAGACUGGAACGAUUCUAACACAACCAUCAGACCUGAUACUAUUUCUCCUUCUAUGCAGAAAUAUUUUCAGCAAGAGCAGCCUUUUCAGUGUUCUUCAGAAAGCUCUGAGCUAGAAAGGAAUAUUGAAUUUGUCAAGAAACCUCUAGUACUCAUUACUGUGCCAAUAAAGGAUGGACAAAUCUGUGUCAACUCGACAGGAGACUUCAAAAAGCUGAAACUCAGAAGCUCUGGAAACGUAAAACUGUUCGAUGAGAAUAUUCUAUGUAAUGUUGUUUCGAACCAACGUCAAUGAAGCUUGAGUUAUGGUUAAAAAAAAGUACAUAUAAAACUUGCUGAAUAAACUAGAUCCACAUUCG